GCGGCUAAGCUAGGCAGCGGCAGACAGCUCUUCAACACCGACGAGCGCCAAGACAUUGAAGCGAGCUAAGUAUCGCCCGAUUAAGCGAUUCUAGAGAUGCGACCGCAGAGUGGUGGAGUCCUUAGAAACCGAUCAAAUGGCUUUCGUCUGCUGAGAUGGAUUGUGACCGUGUCUGUUGUAUUGGUCGGAUCAAGGUCUAGAGAGUCGAGCUGUUGCGUCGCGGAUUCAAUUGCAGCAUCGUCGUAUGACUGGGAAGAUUGGGACUACUACCAGAUACUUGGUUUUAAUGAAACGAGCAUAAGCAAAGAGCUGAGCGCGAAAGAUAUAAAACAAGCCUACAGACGCCAAGCUCGACGAUGGCAUCCAGACAAACAACAACAGCAUCACUUCAAUGUCUCCCUUUCUAACUCUGCUCUUUCCACGGAAGAAGCGAAUGCACGGUUUGCUAAGAUCACCGAAGCUUAUCAAGUUUUAUCGGACGACGAUAGAAGGAUAGAAUAUGAGCGAUAUCGUAGAGGACACGUGAGGCAGAGUCCGAAUUUGAGAAAGGGACCUAAUUCCGACGCAGCCGCCAGCUCAUCCUAUAAUUCGCACGAAGCAUCAUGGUCGUUUGGCUGGAAAGACUUUCGCGUCGAUCCAGUACAAUUGUUUCAGGAUUUAUUUCAGGAUUGGAACGUGGCAUUUGAUGACGAGGACGAAAACUUAUUCGGGGGAUUUGAAAGAUUUAACCCGAACAGUUCAGGAGAAGGGCACAACGGUCUUGGACGACCGACACGAAUAUCCCACGACGAGCAUAUACUGAUGGAUAGCUGGGGACGGGAGAUCUUGCGCGUACUACAGACCGAGGAAUAUCGCCAGAUAGAUCACCUGUAUAUCAGAGUCAUGGCGCAAGAUUUUGUCGAGACGUGGGAUCCAUACCUUCACGGUUUUUCGUAUCAGCCCUUGCAAGGCGAGCCUUUUCUCAUGGAAGAAGUUCAUCGACCACUACCACAAACGACGAGCACAAUGCCCUCUCACGAGCCCCUGACAACUCAGUCCGAAUGGCUGGAGCACGGUCGAUAUAGAGCCGGCCUAGAUGCUUUUUGCAAUCUUCAAAUCGUGGAUAGUAGUCGUGGCGUUAUCAUUUGGGAAAUCGAAACGGAGAUUCCGUCGUGGUAUUCGGCUUGCCAAUUGGAGCUUCGAGGUCCUACUCUUGUCCUAGUCAUGGGGGACUAUUAUCAUCAAGAACAAAUCAUUUGGCAAAGUGAGAUUCUAAACCAUUCUCAUAAAGAGCUUAUUGGAGCCCUUCAUAUUGCGAGAUUGGACGGGGACGGUGCGUUGGCCGUAUAUCAGCUUUUAGAGAUAAAGGAGAGUGACAAGCACAUCUGGUUGGAUGGGCUCUUGCAUGCUGGAUCAAAAACCGGAGCAGCACUUGUCUGGCAACGAUUUGUUAAAGCCUUCUAUGCGGUUGAAGAAAUGAAGAUAGAUCAGUUCAGCGCAGAAAAACGCUAUCGUCAAAAGGACCAGACUGAGAUUUUCCGACGCGUUUGUGUAUGGACGUCGAACCCGUUUGGAUGCUUGCGCGUUGGACGGGCUUUUGUUCAUGCCUUUCGUGACUGUAUCCUGCUCGGGCGACGGGUCAUCCGUGUUGUCGACCGUCUUUUCGACUUGUUCUAA
Messenger RNA from Phaeodactylum tricornutum CCAP 1055/1, 1656 nucleotides. RefSeq lists its product with no specific name. Gene Ontology annotation, cellular component: nucleus; cytoplasm. Gene Ontology annotation, molecular function: protein-folding chaperone binding; protein folding chaperone. Bases 97 to 1656 code for a protein of 519 amino acids. The record is from RefSeq and is a predicted model, not a curated record. The transcript has a single exon. Lineage: Eukaryota; Bacillariophyta; Bacillariophyceae; Surirellales; Neidiaceae.